This is a messenger RNA of Trichophyton rubrum CBS 118892, 339 nucleotides long. RefSeq lists its product as uncharacterized. The record is from RefSeq and is a predicted model, not a curated record. The coding region runs from base 1 to 339 and encodes 112 amino acids. Lineage: Eukaryota; Fungi; Ascomycota; Eurotiomycetes; Onygenales; Arthrodermataceae. The transcript has a single exon.
AUGGGAGAAGGUAGACACUACGAGGCAAACCCCAGGUGGACCAUCAGGAAUUCUCCAAACCAGAGUCCUUCCACCCGGGAUGCCAAUCGCCUUUACUGGCUCUGCUUCUCCACGAUGAAGAAACCGAGUCUUUGGACAUGUGCUCCUGGGGUAUCCCCACUGAAUUCAUCUCAGAAUUAUCUUACCCCAGGUAUCGUGGCAGACGUCAUGUGUUCAUCCGUCCAUCCGUCCAUCAACCCCAAAUUGUAUGGGAACACGGCAGUUGGCAGACGAUAUGUACACUACCCGCUUUCCUUUUCCGAUCAAAUUAAACGUUCCCGAAAUACGGAGUGCUUCUAG